AAUAAACACUCUCUACCGCAAAGGAGUCUUACUAAAAAAAUACUCACAGACCCAAACCAAAGGGCGCGAACUCCAAGCGUAAAUCAAAACCAACACAAUAAUUCAUAAUAAUACAAUAUUAAUCAUCAUCAUUAUCAUUCACAAUAAUAACAAUCAUUCAUAAUAAUACUUUUUUUGUAGAAAUUAGUGAAUAAGAGAUGGCAUCUUGUCGUAGAAAAGUCAUUGGUUGCGAUAACCCGGAGUCGCCGAUGACCCUUGCUAAACUAGAGGACCUGACCCUCGACGGUGAACACGUGGCAAUCGAAGACAUAGCAACAUUCAUGGGAAAGCAGGGGCACGAGUACUCGGUCCUGAACGUGGAUUUUGAGAAAGAGUUGAUGAUUCUUGUCAGGACAGGAGGAGGCGUCAACCUGAAGACUGCUCCAUUCGUCUACAGGGCCCAGCGCAGACACGCCUUAGAGGUGCUGUGUAUCCCAUUCGCGGAUCUGGACAAAGUGGAGCCAGUUAUUGCACCGAGAGUGUCAAGCGUUACAAACGUGUUCUUACACAACACAGGUCGUUGUGGUUCCACCCUGUUGUGCAAGGCCCUUGAGAAUCUCUCCACCAUUCAGGGUAUCUCCGAGCCGAGCCUUCUAACAAGUAUAGGAGCAGUUGGCAGAAUCCGCACAGACAAGAACACCGUCAUAGAAUCACUCAAUAACGCUGUCAAGAUGUCCUACACUGAGUUAGUUAAGAUUACGCGCAUAGGGAUUAUGCUUUUAAACAAUUUCUUCAUUUCCCGUGCGCCAAGUAAAACCACUAUAUGCUACAAGACAACGGCUGAAACCAUCUUUGGAGCUGAGAUUUUACAAGACGCGAUUCCUUCAUCAAAGACUAUUUACUUGUAUCGUAGUUGUUACGCAGUUAACGAAAGCAUAGCGCGCAUUUUUACGCAUAACUCGUAUUUUCUCUACUGGCUGAUUACGACCCUUCGUCUGGAUACUUUCUUGCUACAGAGAUUGAAAACACCAGAGAUAGAUUUCAAAGGGUCCUGGUCGUCUAAGUACCAUAAGGUUCCAUUCCCACGCGAUUUCAUUUGGAAUUUCACUCAUUAUUGGUGGAUGACCGUCGAGAAGGCCGUUUCUCUAACCAAGCGAGAUCCUUCUAGAUUUUUCCACGCCAUUCUUCACUAUGAAGACUUGAGGAAGCAGAAGGAGAGCCUCGUUUUGAAGGUCGCUCUUCGCCUGGGGCUUCUCCCCGAGGGGGAUAGAUCACGUGAGCUGGCUGCUGUCACCAAAGCGUUCAAGGCUAACAGCCAAUCAGGUGUGGCAUUAGAAUCCAAGCGGAGAGUUGACGAUGUCGGAGAUGUGUGGUUUGGGGAAUGGGAACGAGCGUGUAUUGAUAAGGUGUUGCAGCACCUCGGUGAAGACGUCACAGAUGGGGAUUUUAGACUUCACGGGACUCUGUGAAUUAGUUAAUCAAAAUGUACGCAAUACUUCCUAUAGAAAUAUGCAGAUGAAGAUUAUUGCGGGCUAUAUUUAAAUCUCAGUUUAAUGUCUUAUAAACAUUAAAAUAUUUGCAGUUGCUUAGCGGCAGUGUCUAUUGUAGGCUCGCUAUGUAAUAGGGACAUCCGUGGUAGGGAAUCCACACGGCUUGGGACAAUACAAUGUUAGGGUCAUAAAGGCUCGCUAUGUGAUAGGGACAUCCGUGGUAGGGGAGCUAUGCAAUAGGAGCUAUACAAGGGUAUGGUCAUGCUGGCUCGCUAUGUGAUAGGGUCAUCCAUGGUAUGGUAUCUAUGGGGUAUUGGUUAUACAAGGGUAGGGUCAUGAAGUCUCGUUAUGUUAUAGGGUCAGUCGUGGUAGGAAUGCUGUGCAAUAGGUUUUGGCUGUUACAUAAACAUAUGUCAGGAAAAAAGCCAAAAGGGAAUUUGGGUCCUGAAUAGAAAGAAGUUAAUGUUAUUUGUCAGCGUAUUUGCGGGAGCUUAGGGAUUCACGUAAAGCAUGAAAUAAAAUAUGUAAUAAAAGCUCUAACAAAAGCCCUAA
Nematostella vectensis (starlet sea anemone) is the source of this 2021-nucleotide messenger RNA. RefSeq lists its product as uncharacterized. The record is from RefSeq and is a predicted model, not a curated record. The transcript is spliced from 3 exons. NCBI's taxonomy places the organism in Eukaryota, Metazoa, Cnidaria, Anthozoa, Actiniaria, Edwardsiidae. The coding region runs from base 198 to 1448 and encodes 416 amino acids.